Molecule: messenger RNA, 2262 nt
Organism: Rhea pennata
Lineage: Eukaryota; Metazoa; Chordata; Aves; Rheiformes; Rheidae
Gene: SETD6
Product: SET domain containing 6, protein lysine methyltransferase
Exons: 9
Coding region: 24-1388 (454 amino acids)
Biological process (GO): peptidyl-lysine monomethylation
Cellular component (GO): nucleus
Molecular function (GO): protein binding; protein-lysine N-methyltransferase activity
Source: RefSeq, a predicted model, not a curated record
GCGGGUCACGUGGGCGCCGCUCCAUGGCGGCGGCGGCGAAGCGGCUCAAGGUGGCUGCUGAGAGCAGCCCCGCCGAGGCGGGCGGCGUCGAUCCCGUCCGCGGCUUGCUGGCGUGGUGCGAGAAGGUUGGCUUGGAGCUCAGCCCCAAGGUCUGCGUGAGCAGGGAGCGCACCGUGGCAGACUACGGCAUGUUGGCCACCGCGGAUCUCCAGGUGGGAGAGGUCCUCUUCACCAUCCCUCGUGCUGCACUGCUGUCCCAGUACACCAGCUCUAUCCAGCCCCUCUUGCAGGAAGCCCGAGAGUCACUGCAGAGCCAGUCUGGUUGGGUUCCUCUCCUUCUGGCCCUACUACAUGAAUAUACAACCAGCAACUCCUACUGGCAGCCUUAUUUCUCACUCUGGCAGGACUUCAGGAGCUUGGAUCACCCCAUGUUCUGGCCUGAAGAGGAGAGAAAAAGGCUUUUGCAGGGCACAGGCAUCCCAGAAGCAGUAGACAAGGACCUAGUUAACAUCCAACUGGAGUACAACUCCAUCAUCCUGCCCUUCAUAGAGUCCCACCCUGACAUCUUUGACCCCAAGCUGCACACGCUGGAGUUGUACAAGGAACUGGUGGCAUUUGUCAUGGCCUACAGCUUUCAGGAGCCUCUGGAAGACGAUGAAGACGAGAAGGGGCCCAACCCUCCAAUGAUGGUGCCAGUAGCAGACAUCCUGAAUCACGUAGCCAACCACAAUGCCAACCUGGAGUAUGCUCCGAAAUGUUUACGGAUGGUCACAACACAACCCAUCAGCAAAGGACAAGAGAUCUUCAACACGUACGGACAGAUGGCCAACUGGCAGCUCCUACACAUGUAUGGCUUUGCAGAGCCAUACCCUGGCAACACCAAUGACACGGCUGACAUCCAGAUGGUGACAGUGCGCAAAGCGGCACUGCGGCGUGCCAAAAGUGAAGCAGAGCAGCAGCUGGUCUCAGAGCAGUGGGACUUCCUAUGCCAGCUGGAAAUGGUUGGGGAGGAAGGUGCCUUUGUGCUUGGCUGGGAUGAGGUGCUUACAGAGGAGGAGCUGUCCAUGACCCUGAAGGUGCUGUGCAUGUCAGAAGAAGAAUUCCAGGAAUACAAGGAACAAGAUGGCUGGGAAGAUGACACUGAGGAGGAGGAGAACUCAAUCCUUUCUAACGAAGCUCUCUCUCGACUUAAAAACCCUUGCAAGAAGCUGCUUUAUGACAGUGUGCUGCUGACUCUGGAGUCCUACAGGUCAGACUUGAAAGCAGAGCAAGACUUGCUAAAUAAUAAGGAGGCUUACGAGAGACUGAGCCGAAGGGAGCAGCAAGCUUUGCAUGUGCGCUAUGGACAGAAAAGGAUCUUGCAUCAGUUGCUAGAGCUGAUACAGUAGAAACCUGACUCUGGAACUGCCUGGAACUGAGCUCAGAAAGAGCCCUUGGCAGUUUCUUCUACUACAGCAAGAAAAGCAAGAUUGAAUUUGGGCCCACUAGUCCCUCACCUUGCAUCUGGCUUUUUAUCUACCUCUGUAUAAAGAAAAACUUUAAGCAAUUAUUUAUGGCAGAGGAAUGUGUGUGUGUUGAGGGUGGGGGGAGUGGGAGGUUGUCAUACAGUGAGUGCUCUGGAGCACAACCAGCACAAGGAGCAGAAUCCUCCUCUAGAGGAUUUAUUAAAACUCAGAUCUCCUAAUACUUGCUUGCUGAGGACAGACACAUGCUGACAUUAUGACAAGCCUGUUCCCUCACUUAGCAUCAGUGAGGUACGGCAAGAGCUGUUCUUUGUCCAGAUGAACAGGGGCAGAAGUACAUGUUUACUCAGUAAAGUAAUAGUUACCACAUCUGACAUAUCCACCUGCUAAACUACACUCUUCCUCUGUACUCCAUUAGCAGUGUGCAGUACAGGAGUAUACCUAUACCAGUACAUCCGUCUGAUUUUCAUGUAGCAUAACAAGAGGUUUCCUUUUAUCUCUGUCAAAUGCAUAUGGUAUAUAUCUCAGGCCCAUACUGUUUAUAUAUGCUAUAUAGUAGCACUGUCACAGUUCUGCAACUGCUGUAGGUUGAGCAUUGGAUACACACCCUCCAGCUGAUGCAGUUCUUCCCUGAAAUUGGGCUUUGCUCAUCAUGUUUAGCUGUGCUAAUAUAUUCCCUUCAGCCAUUCCUGUACGACAAAACUGUAAAGGUUUACAGGCCAAGCUAUGUUUAAUAAAAACAACAGUUCUUACUCUGCCAAUGCUGUCUGCUUCAACAGGGUGCAAAGUCCCAUCUAAA